Ichthyophthirius multifiliis is the source of this 5187-nucleotide messenger RNA. Its product is annotated as intraflagellar transport protein, putative. Gene Ontology annotation, molecular function: protein binding. Lineage: Eukaryota; Ciliophora; Oligohymenophorea; Hymenostomatida. The record is from RefSeq and is a predicted model, not a curated record. The transcript is spliced from 8 exons. Gene Ontology annotation, cellular component: ciliary basal body; intraciliary transport particle B; axoneme. Gene Ontology annotation, biological process: intraciliary transport.
AUGCAACUUAGAUAUUUUGGUAAUCUAAUUCCUCCUGUAGAUGGUAUGUAAAAAAUAUCAUCUGUUUCAUGGGCUCCAAACGGCAAACGUUUAGCAGUUUGUACAGCUGAAAGAGUUGUACAUAUAUUUGAUGAAUAAGGAAACAAAAAAGAUAAAUUUCCUACAAAGCCGUCUGAUAAAGGGUAAAAAACUUAUGUAGUUCGUCAAAUAGCAUUUUCUCCUGAUUCAGACAAGAUAGCUAUAGCCCAAUCCGACAACAUUGUAUUUAUAUACAAAGUCGGCAAAGAAUGGGGCGAUAAAAAAUCUAUAUGUAACAAAUUCCCAACGUCGUCAUCUGUAACAACUUUAACUUGGCCCCAUGGUCGUUAAGGAGAAGUAAUAUUCGGUCUAGCAGAAGGAAAAGUCCGUGCAGGUAUUGUCCGAACUAAUAAAUCAUAAGUUGUUUAUAGUACUGAAAGUUAUGUAGUAAGUCUUGCCAGUUCUCGAGAUGGUGAAAGUGUAGUUAGUGGUCAUUUGGACGGAUCUAUAUAUGCAUAUCAUAUAGAGAGUUAAACUACUCAAAAAGUAAUUACUCAUCAUUCUAUUCCAUAUGCUCUUGGGUGGGGCGAAUAGAUUGUAGCGGCUGGAAAUGACGCUAAAGUCAGUUUUUAUGAUUUAAAUGGGAAUCUUUUGCAAAGGUUUGAUUAUAAUAAUGACGAUAAAAUUAAAGAAUUUACUUUUGCGGCCUUCAACCCCGCUGGAGAUACAGUUGUUUUAGGAAAUUAUAAUAGGUUUUAUAUUUAUAAUUAUAAUUAGAGAAGAGGGUAAUGGGAAGAAAUAGGUAUUAAACAUAUCGAAAAUUACUAUACAGUAACUGCUUUAGGUUGGAAAAACGAUGGGUCGAAACUGGUAACAGGAAGUUUAUGUGGAUCAGUAGAUUGGUAUGAUGCUUCAAUGAAAAAAAUAAAUUAUAAAGGAAAAUUCGAACUUAAUUAUGUAUCUCCUAGUUAAAUAGUCAUCAAGAGUCUGAAUUCAGGCAAAAAAUCUGUUGUAAGAAGCAAUUUAGCAGGCGAAAUUAAUAAAAUUAAUAUUUUUUAAGAUAAAUUUGCAGUUGCUAAUACACAUGAAACUAUUAUUGUAGCUGAUUUGGAAACGGAUAAAUAGUCAGAAAUACCUUGGAGGAAUGACGGUAAGGAAAAAUAUGAUUUUUCAAAUCCAGGAGUGUGUAUGAUAUAUAGUGGAGGUGAAUUAACUUUAUUAGAAUUCGGAAAUAAUGAGCCUUUGGGUAAUUGUAGAACUGAACAUAUGAAAAGUAAUCUUAUUUCAGCUAGAUUGAAUUAUACAGGAAAUAAAUAAACGAAAAUGAUUGCUUAUCUAUUGGAUAUGCAGACUAUCUAUAUUCAAGAUUUGAGUAAUAACACUACUGUGGCUUAAAUAUUACAUGACUCAAAAAUUGAUUUCAUUGAACUUAAUGCCCAUGCAAAUAAGUUGCUUUUUAGAGAUAAGAAAAGAUAGCUUUAUUUAUUUAAUAUUAAAAGUUAAAUGAAAAAUACACUUUUAAGUUAUUGUAGUUAUGCCUAAUGGGUACCUGAUUCGGAAGUCGUAGUUGCUUAAAAUAGAUAAAAUUUGUGUGUAUGGUACUCUAUUGAAAAUCCUGAUAAAGUCACUAUUUACAACAUUAAAGGCGAUGUAGAAUCUAUUGAAAGAAAUUAAGGAAAAACCGAAGUUAUAGUAAAUGAUGGGGGGAAUCCAGUUGCUUAUUCUUUAGACGAGUCUUUAAUUGAAUUUGGCUUUGCAAUUGAAUCAGAAGAUUUAGAAAAAGCUGCGACUAUUCUAGAUCCUCUAGAAAUGAAUGCAGACACAGAAGCUAAUUGGAAAACAUUGGCCAAAUUCGCCCUCUAAUAAUAGAAUAUAAUGGUCGCAGAGCAUUGUUAUGCCGCUUUAGGGGAUAUAUGUAAAGCAGCCUAUUUGAGGAAAAUAAAUAAACUAAUUCAUGAGAAUAAAGAGGGAAUGGAGAAUUAUAAAGUAUAAGCAAAAUUAGCUAUUUUAGAUAAAUAAUUCCAUAGAGCAGAAGCAAUUUUACUAGAUCACGAUGAAGUAGAAGAAGCCAUGGAAAUGUACUAAGAGCUCCACAAAUGGGAUGAAUCGAUAAAAAUUGCAGAAAAAAAAAAUCAUCCUUAGAUUAAAGAAUUAAAAGAAAACUAUUAUAUGUGGCUAAUUUAAACAAAAUAAGAAGCCAAAGCCGCAGAAGUAAAAGAAGGAGAAGGAUAACUUUUAAAAGCAAUAGAAUUGUAUCUAUAAGGAAAUCUACCAGCAAAAGCAGCUUAUGUAGUAUUUAAUUACAAUACUAGUUUUCCACAAGAAGUUCUCGAAAAUAUCGCUAAAGCACUUUGUGGUGCAGGAAUGUAUGAAAGAGCAGGUGAAUUUUAUGAAUAAAUGGAAUAAUUUAAAAAAGCUUUAGAAAUGUACAUAAAUGGAAAUUCUUAUAAAAAAGCUAUUGACUUAGCUAAAAAAGUGGAUGCAAAAUUAGUUGUUUAACUAGAAGAAAAAUGUGGUGAUUGGUUAGUUUCUUAAAAAUAAACCGAAAACGCAGUAAAUCAUUACAUAGAAGCCGGUUGUUACUAAAAAGCAAUUGAAGCAUCUAUAAACUCCCGCCAAUGGAGUAAAUCAAUAUAGCUUCUUCAACACUAAAGCCCUGAAGUAGCCCGCCCUUUUUAUAAAUAAAUCGCUAAACACUACUCAGAUGUCCGCUAAUAUGAUUUCGCUGAAAAAUAUUAUUUAAAAGCCGGUUUACCAGUAGAUGCUUUCGAAAUGUAUGCCAAAGCUUCCAAAUGGGACCAUGCUUUGAAAGUUGCUCGUGAAAAUUUACCUGAAAAUGAAAUUGUGAAUCUUUAUGUAAAAUAAGGUUAGAAAUUUUAAUAAUAAGGAAUGUUGAAGGAAGCAGGAAAAUUAUAUUGCACAGUUGAUGAAUAUGAUAGGGCUAUUGAUAUGUACUAAAAAUCUGAGCAAUAUGAAUCAGUUAUUAGGAUAAUAUCUAAAUAUAGACCAAAGUAAUUAAAAGACGCGCAUAUGUAAAUUGGACAAAGAUUAUAGAAAAUAGGAAACUAUAAAUAAGCUGAACAUCAUUAUAUAGAAGCUGGGGCUUGGAAUGUGGCUGUUGAGAUGUAUUAGUAAAAUAAAGCUUGGGAAGAUGCAGUUAGAUGCUGUAAAUUAUAUGGAUCGGAUAAAGAAACAUGUGAAUUAGCUAAAUAAUGGGCUGAAAUACUCGGACCAGAUGCCGGAAUGAAAAUUUUAUUAAAGUAUAAUUUAAUAGACGCCUUAAUUGAGUACUUGUGUGAUAGAAAAGAAUUCGAAGAAGCCUUUAAAAUGACUUCUAAAGCCAUUCAUAAGAAGCCUGAUGUACAUUUAAAGUAUGCAUUUGAAUUGGAAGAUACUAAGAGGUACAAAGAAGCUGAAGAAAAUUUCAUUAAGGCAGGAAAACCAGAAGAAGCAAUAAAUAUGUAUGAGCAUUUAGGUGAUUUUUAGGCUGCUUUAUAGGUAGCGAAGAUACAUUAGAAAUAAAAUAUUGGAAUGAUUUUGAUGAAUCAGGCUAGAGUUUUUAUAGAAAAAAGAGAAUAUAAAAAAGCUGAAAAUUGCUUUAUUUAGGCUAAAAAACCAGAACUAGCAGUCAAGAUGUAUAAGGAUAUUAAUAAUUUCUAAGAGGCGUUUAGAGUUGCAAAGAAAGAUGCACCUCAUUUAGUUUAAGAAUUGAAUUAAUAAUUUAAUUAAGGAGGUUCUGGUGGAUAAUAAGGAGGAAAUUAGGGACCUUUGUCAGGUGAAGAUCUUAUUAGAAGUGCAAAAGUUUCAGAAGAAUGUAGAGAUUAUUCGAAAGCUAUAGACUCUUAUUUAGAUGUUACUGUUGAUAAUUUUGAUGAUUAAGAAAUUAUUGAAAAAGUAUGGAAUAGAGCAAUUUAAUUAGCUUAAAAUAAUUGCAAAGAAAGACUGACGGAAGUUGUAAAAAUUGUCGCUAAGAGAUUAAGAGAUUUAGGAAAGUUUAAAAAUGCUGCAAAUCUUUAUGAAAAUUACAGUAUGUUUAAAGAAGCUGUGGCUUGUCAUGUAGAAUCUAAAAACUAUAAUAGAGCUAAAGAGUGUGCUUAAUAAGUUAAUAAUUAAGAGCUUCGUACUUAAAUGCUUGAAUAUAUCGAAUAAAGUGAAAUGUAAUAUUUAGAAUAAGAAGGAAAAGGAGAAGAUUUCAUUUAAAAAGGAAAAGUUGAAUAAGGUUUAGAUAUGAUUGUUUAAAAAGGAGAUUGGAAAUAAGCAUUGGAUAGAGCUGCUAAUGCCGGAGGUGAAAUAUUAGCUAAAUAUUUAAGAAGGUAUGCUAAGUUUACAAUGGAAAAAGGUUCUUUUGGUGAAACUAUAGAAGCUUAUUCUUAAUACGGAAUGUAAUUAAUACCUGAAAAUUAUAAAAUAUACAAAACUUUGGCUUUGGAAAUAUUCGUAGAAUGUGAUUCUAAAGAAAUAUAAAAUUUACGUUCUUCCCUAUAUAACUUUUACAGAUUAUUAUAAGGUGCUAAAGAAGAAAAUUCAGCUGCUGGAAAAUAAUUCCAUAAAUAUUUAAUGGUGGCCCAUUUAUUGAACUUAAAAUCACAAUAUGAGAAGAAAAAUAUGUCUAAAUUACAUCAAAAAUUAAGUGUUUGUUUAUUAAGAUAUUGCGAAUUAGUCAGAAUAGACAAACUUUUUUAUGAGGCAGGAGUGUCAUGUUAAAAAUAAAAUUAAUUAACAUAUGCAUUUGUUAUAUUGAAUAGAUAUUUAGAUAUAUAUGAAGCUAUUUAAGACCCUGAUGGAAAUGAUAUGGGAGAUAAUUCUGGAUUUUUAAAUACUGAUAUUCCUUCUCCUUAUGAUGUUCCUUUGCCUGAAAAAAAUAUAGUUGAUUAAUAAAAAAUUGAGGCUAUUAGAAAUUGGGUUUUAGAAAUUAGCUAUAAUUAAAAGGUUGAGAAAGAUUUCCCUCUUAGAUAAUGUGAAAGCUGCAAAAACUAAAUUUAUGAAUGUUGUGCUACUUGUCCGAAAUGUAAAAAUGAAAGUGAUAUAUGUGUACUUACUGGUAUGCCGUUGCUUAAAGGUACUUUUACAAAUUGUAGAAGUUGUGGAAAAGGAGGACUUAAAGAAUAUUGGAAUAUUUAUUUGUAAAACUUUGCUAAUUGUCCUUGGUGUAAUAAUCCACCUAAUUGA